AUGGCAUCAACUAAUUAAACAUAAAAGGAUGUAUACAAAUUAUACAUAUAAUGUAGAAAUAUAAAGGUGAAUAUAAGCCUCUUAAUAAAGUGAGACAUGGAUUUGGAACUUAUAUUUAUGAAAAUUCUUUUUUUACUUAUGAAGGUCAAUGGGAUAAUGGUAUUAAGUAAGGAUAAGGAAUUUUGAAGAUGAAAGAUGGUAGUUAUUAUUAAGGAAAUUUUGAAAGAGGAGAAAUUGAAGGUCAUGGAGAAUUUCAUUAUGCAAAUGGAUCAAUUUAUGUUGGGGAGUUUCAUUAAGGAGAGAAACAUGGAUAAGGUGUAUUUUCAUCAGCAAAUAUGACAUAUGAAGGAUAAUGGUAUUUAAACUGUAUGUAAGGAAAUGGAAUUUUGUAAACACCUACUUACAGAAUUGAAGGAACUUUUCUAUAACACAAGCCUCAUGGAUAAUGCAAUUAUUAUUCAGAAGAAUAUAAUUAUAUAGGAGAAUUUAAUCUAGGUAAAAGAUCAGGAAAAGGAAAGUAUGAAAGUAAAUUAGAAGAUUAUGAGGGAGAAUUCUUAGAUGAUAAAAAACAUGGUUAAGGAAUUCUAGUGAAGAAAGGAGAAUAUCCAUUUUAUUAUGCUGGUGAAUUCUAAUAAGAUAAUCCUAUAUGUAUGAAAUUGUAAUUUGAUAUUAUUAGUGCAAACAAAUAAACUUAAUUUUAAAUUAGAUCCUUAACCAGAAGAACCUAUUGAUCCAAAAGCUAAAAAGGGAGAACCUGUUAUUGAUUUGACUUAAGUUUUGGUUCAUGAAUUAAAAUCAGGAAAAACUAUUAAUUUUGAACUUUAUUUAGUUUAUUAAGGACCUGAUAUUGAAGAUCCAAUAUAACCAACUUAAUAAGAAAUAGAUGAAAUGAUUAAAAAUUGGUAAAAAGAAGCUAAAAAACAAAAAAAUCCACCUCCUAUGCCUGAUUUUGGAGCAAAAAGAAUGAUCCCUGCUCCUCCUAUUCAAAUUAAAUAAGAAUCAGGAAGAAUAUUAGAAUUAAAGAUGAGUAAUUAAUAAAUGUUAUUGAAGUCUAAAAAACUGAAUAAGGUGAUAAACAAUUCAGAAUAGAUUAUAGAGAAAAAUUAGCUGUUAGGAGAGAAGAAGUAACACGUUUAAAAGCAGAAAUUGAAGCAUAAAAACAAUUAGAAGAAUAAUAAGCUUAAUAACCAAUUAAAAAGAAAGAUGCUAAAAAAUAAGCUAAAAAACAACCUGAACCAGAUCAAAUAGAUUUAUCUGUUAAAUUAUAUGUUGAAGGAGAUAAUGAACCUUUAAUAGUAGAAACAAAAGAAGGAAUGGUGAGAAUUGAAAAUUUAGAAUAUCCUGAAGAUUUCCCUCCUGGUAAAUAUUAUUAUGGUAUUUUCUUUUUAUUUAAUUUUAGUUAUUUCUAAUAAAUCUAAUAAUUCAAUAGGUGAUUUUAUGCCAAUAGAAAUUGAAGUAAAUAUUAAUCCAGAAGGAGGUCUUAAAUAAUAACCAAAAAAAAAAUGA
Messenger RNA from Paramecium primaurelia, 1506 nucleotides. The record is from the annotation of a GenBank genome assembly. NCBI's taxonomy places the organism in Eukaryota, Ciliophora, Oligohymenophorea, Peniculida, Parameciidae.